Polychytrium aggregatum is the source of this 3447-nucleotide messenger RNA. RefSeq lists its product as uncharacterized. Bases 1 to 3447 code for a protein of 1148 amino acids. Lineage: Eukaryota; Fungi; Chytridiomycota; Chytridiomycetes; Polychytriales. The transcript has 11 exons. Gene Ontology annotation, molecular function: P-type transmembrane transporter activity; ATP hydrolysis activity; ATP binding. The record is from RefSeq and is a predicted model, not a curated record. Gene Ontology annotation, cellular component: membrane. Gene Ontology annotation, biological process: intracellular calcium ion homeostasis.
AUGGAUCGCUCCAACCUCGCUAUCGAGAGGGCCCGCUCGCAGUGUCCCCCGCACAUCAAGGCGCUGCUGACACCGCAUCAGCUGCCAGCGGAAUUCCUAUCUAUAUCGGCCUGGAAGUACUCCGUCUCUGGCCUGCUACUCUAUAUUCUUGCCUCAGUUUUGACCGUCGGCAUCGUUCCGCUGGUGGCUCAGUACAAGAUAUGGAUCUGGACGCACCUGGCCCGGACCCGAGCCGCAUCGUGGCAGGCCGCAGACGUGGCCCUGAUCGUGGGCCUGGAUGGGCAGAGCUUCGAAGCCAAGAUCGAGCACUCGUACGACGGCAUCAUGAUGUUUGAGUUCCGCAAGCAGCGCUACUUUUACUCGUACGAGGGCUUGUCCUUUGAGCGCCAAACCACCAGGCUUCCAACAGCUACAGACGAAAUCUUUCCGUUCAAAUAUGGCCUGAGCUCGAGCAUCGCUGCAUCCCUUCUGCUCCGCUUCGGAGUCAACGAAAUCUCAAUCGACUCGCCGCCGGUCCUGUCGAUCCUCAUGGAGAAGAUCAUGCACCCAUUCUACGCCUUCCAAGUGUUCUCGACACUCAUCUGGGUGUACGAGGCUUACUACACAUUCGGCAUUGUCAUCAUGACCAUGAGUGCCGGAUCCCUGAUCUCGGAGGUGUACAGCACCAAAACCAACAUGGAUGCCCUCCGAGCACUCACUCGGGUCGAUCAGAAAUGCACCAUCAUUCGAGACUCGACUCUGUGCACAGUCAAUGCCCAGGACCUGGUGGUCGGCGACGCCGUCAUUCUUGACAAGGAAUCCGGCAAGCAGAUCGUCUGCGACAUGGUGCUGAUUCAGGGCGAGUGCACCGUCGACGAAUCUUCCCUGACCGGCGAGGCCGCCGCCGUUGUCAAGACUCCGAUUGUGAAGGGCACCUCUUACGGGGCCGAGCGCAACCGCGGCCACACUCUGUUUGGAGGCUCGACUAUGGUCGAAGCAAAGAUACAUCAGCACCACCCCGAGCCAUUCUCACUCGAGCACUCGACCAUCGGCAUUGUUGUCUCGACCGGGUUCUCUUCGUCCAAGGGCGAGCUCUUUCGAUCCAUCAUAUUCCCGCCGCUGGUCAAGUUCAAGUUCCAGACGGAUUCGUACAAGUACCUUCUCAUCAUGGCAAUCGUUGCCGUCCUGGCGUUCAGCCACCGCAUGAUAACAGGGCAAGUGCAGCCUGCUGCACGAUUCGGCAGUGUGCUCCUCUCGGCCUUGGAUCUCAUCACGAUCGCUGUGCCGCCUUCGCUGCCACUAGUUCUUACCAUCGGCACAGGAUUCUCGCUUGCGCGGCUCAAGAAGCAAAAAAUCCACUGCAUCAAUCCAGAGCGAAUCAACUGUGCAGGUAGAAUCGAUCUUAUGUGCUGGGAUAAGACUGGCACAUUGACCACAUCGUCGCUGAGAUGGAAGGGCUGCGUCCCGAGCACCCGCGGUGGAGCGUUCAGCAAGUUCUUCAGACAGGCGCCCCCCGAAUCGCUUCUCGAGAAGGUCGUGGCGGCCUGCCACAGUCUCCAACCAGUCGGCGGGGCCAUGGCCGGCCACGUCGUCGAUCAGGAAAUGUUCUCGGCAUCGGGGUGGACUCUGCACCCGGACCAGGACAUCACCAUCGGGGAGGACAUUCCCAUCCUGCUCAAUUUGAUUCCGGGGACGAGGACAGGAGAAAGGUCCCUCCGAAUCAUCAAGAGGUUCCUGUUUGAUGCGCACGUCCAACGAAGCUCUGUGAUUGCCCUGACGGCAGAGAACAUUCCAUUGGGUCUAAUCAAGGGCUCGCCCGAGGCAAUCCGAGACAUUUGCAACCCAAGCAGCAUCCCAGACAACUUUGAGGAAGUCUUCAAGAGCUACUCGUCGCAGGGAUACUACGUGCUGGCCUGUGCCAGCACCGACAUGAGCACCAAAUUGUCGCUCCGCAACUUGACCGCCGAUGCCCUUUCCAACAUCAAGCGAGACCAGGUCGACGAGGGCGCGCAGUUCCAGGGAUUCAUCAUCAUGGAAAACCCAGUCAAGCCAGAGAGUGUUGUCGUCGUCGAAACGCUCACUGCCGCCAGGAUACGGUCGAUCAUCAUCACGGGCGAUAAUGUCCUGACAGCCAUAAACGUUGCCCGCGAGUUGCGACUGGCCACCCGGAUUCUGCUGAUCGAGAAGACCAAGGAGGGUCUCCGGUUCUCAGAGCUCACCCGUGUCGACUCUCUCUUUGAGUCGGCGGCCAAUCUGGACGCGCUGGUGGACAAGAAACAUGUCGAGAUGCCCAAGAUCGACUUUCCGAUCGAGGACCUUCCGCAUAUCCUCAGUGACAACGUCGAGCUGGCAAUUGUAGGCGACGCCCUCGAGCACUUGAUCUCGUGCUAUGAAAAGCCGUUCAUCGACAUGAUCAUCACCCGGACCUCGGUCUUUGCUCGUACUAAUCCAAACCACAAGACCUGGAUCGUGGAGCGGCUGAUGAAACUAGGACGCUAUGUGGCCAUGUGCGGCGAUGGCACGAACGACUGCGGUGCCCUCAAAGCUGCUCAUGUUGGACUGGCACUUUCGAGCGCCGAAGCGUCCAUCAUUGCUCCGUUUACAUCGGCCAAAAAGUCCAUCUCAGACCUGCCGCUGCUGCUUGCCGAGGGGCGCUGUGCACUCGAGACAUCAUUGACUGCUUUCAAGGUGAUGAUGAUUACCGCGACGCUCUAUCAGUUCUCGACCGCCAUAUCCAACAACCAGUUCCUCUUUGACGACAUGGUGAUCGUGUUCUUGCUGGCGCUGCUGAUGCUUUACACUGGGCCAGCACACCGCUUCACGAUCGAGCGUCCGACUGAUGAUCUCUUCAGUCUCGGGGUGUUGUCGUCAUUGCUGGGCCAGAUUGCGAUCUGCAUGGGGAUAUUCAUGUAUGUUGUGCGCGACAUGGUUAUGGAGCCGUGGUUCUGCUCAGCAAAGGCGGCAUCGUCUCAGCUGGGGAGCGACUGGAAGCCCCUCAACCCAGGCGGCCCAGCCAACGUCAGCUACCCAUGGUAUUUUGCCAGCGUCGCCUUGGCCUUCACUGCCGCCACAAAGUUCCGUCGGCCCUUCUGGACAAACCCCAUGUACUCGGGAUACUUGCUGCUGCUAUUUGCGCUGCUGUCGUACAUGAUCCUGGCGGACGACAACACCCCAGGAGCCAACGGACUACGCCAGGUGUUCUCCCUCCGCGCCGGAGUGCCGUUCAAUUUUCGUCUCAAGAUCUGGGGCAUGGUUGUGCUCAACGUGCUGGCGAGUGUGGUGUGGGAGCUUGUGGUGGUCGACAAAGUGGUGUCGUCGCUGAUGAGGGAGCGCGAGGAGCUCGUCGAACUCGAGCGCCGAUACCAAGAAGUCGAGUCUCAAAAGAAGGAUCGCCGGGGCUCGGUCCGCGGCAUCAUCCGGCUCAAGAGCAGUCCGGACCACGUCAUGGAAAUCGACAAGUCGUUUUGA